CAGUGCCCUUGGAAGCCAGAAGAGAGUAUUGGAUGCCCUGGGAUUAGAGUUACCGAGCAUCUUGUGGUGGUCCCAUUCCCCACCUGUCACAGUGGUGAACAUGGAGGGAGAAUUUCCAUGGACCAGUCUCUGUGAUUUACCACCAGCAUGCAGAGAAACAGGAUCCAGGCUGUCCAUCUCCACCAUUGUAGAUGCUAUGUGUUGCUUAGGCCACAUGGCUGAAGAAACCCUGGGACUCAUAGGAACAAAUAGGAUUAAUGAUGCCCUGGCAAAAAACACUAUGUUCAACAAGAGGAAAAGUGGUGGUCCCAUCCUUGGUGAAAUAUGGGAUGUUCCAAAAACCUAUUCGUUCAAGAGUCCUGCAGGUCCCCCCAGCCUCCCUCCCACCCUAAGGAAGGGAGGGAGUGAAGCUGUCUUGCCCACACCGCUGGCAUCUGAAGACAACAAAGGGCAAGAUGAGAAUGAAGAGAGAUGUAGCAAGAUCUCCUCUAGGUCCAGCUCUCCAGAUUUAUACAAGCUGCUGGAUCUCAGCUGGCCUGGGAAUUCUGCCCCACACUUUCAUGCUGUGCAGGCCUAUAACAUCAAUAGGAAUUCUGAGGAGACAGAGAGAACAACCUGUUCUAGUGACGGUGACACAUCCGAGGAUGACCUCUCCUUCAUGGAGGACACCACUUCUACCUCAGCCCCACAGGAUGAUGGUGUGGAGGCUGAGAUGGAGGAGACUGGCAACACCACCUUGCUCAGUCACCCAUCCUUCAAUACAUUGUUCUUCCUGGAAGACAUCGGCUGUCAACAGAUCCCAGGACCUCAGGAUGAUGCUGAGGUUACCAAUAGCUUCAGCACAUCUAGAGACCUGAAGGAAAUUGACCUACAGUCCAGUGAGAGAGCACAUGAUGCUAUUGACUCUGUGGACUCUCCCCAGAAUGAGAACAUUGAAUAUGAAAACAAGGGAAUAACCCUUGAAGAGUCACCACAUAGAUCUAGCAAGGACCAGCCCCAGGAAGUAGCCAUAACUUCCAAGAAGAAGCAAAGAAGGGGCUGGAAAGGGGUGAGGAGGCAGAUUAGUCACCUGACUUCUAGUUUAUUCUGUUGCCUCCUCACUCCAAAGACAGGAGACACAACCCUCAGGUAA
Molecule: messenger RNA, 1132 nt
Organism: Onychomys torridus (southern grasshopper mouse)
Lineage: Eukaryota; Metazoa; Chordata; Mammalia; Rodentia; Cricetidae
Exons: 2
Coding region: 101-1132 (343 amino acids)
Source: RefSeq, a predicted model, not a curated record